Patella vulgata (common limpet) is the source of this 5592-nucleotide messenger RNA. RefSeq lists its product as uncharacterized. The record is from RefSeq and is a predicted model, not a curated record. The transcript has 12 exons. Gene Ontology annotation, molecular function: protein binding. Bases 358 to 5094 code for a protein of 1578 amino acids. NCBI's taxonomy places the organism in Eukaryota, Metazoa, Mollusca, Gastropoda, Patellidae.
UUGACGCUAUAAUAUUUGUGUUAUAAACCACUUGUUAUCGCAGUUCUAAUUAGUUCACAAAUAUAACACGGAUUGCUUACUUGUGGAUUAUAUAUGGUAUUAUAAGUGUGAUAAUUCUUUAAUUUUGUUAAAAGUAUCUUUGUUAAGGUAUCACCUGUUAACUGUAUAAAUUAGCAUACUUCACACCAAACAGUGAUUCGAAACACGAUGCUUAAUCCUUACUCACUCAUCCAGUCUGUUCGAGUGAUUCAAAACACGUUACUUAAUCUAUCCUCGUUCAUCCGGUCUGUUUACUUCUGCGGACAAAGUUUUGUAGUAAUGAUCUAACUAAAUGACACUAUAGCUUUAAAUAGUACAAUGGCUGACUCACAGGAUGAAAGAGAGCUGACUGACGAUGAAGAGUACAAAAGACAAAUGGAAGCUUUAGAUGAACGUAUUCAACAAAUGGUUGAUGAAAAACGCCGCAUUACUGAGAUUCAUCGUAAUAGGAAAGAUGGAAUACAUGAACGUGUUGCUCAUCAUGACGAAGAAAGAAGAAAACAUGUAGAAAAAGGAUAUGGAACAUGCGUAGAGGAAACAUUCAGAGAACCAGAAAAGGAAUUAUACCAGGAUGAGGAUAAACUGUAUUGUGACAGCAGAAAUAACCCGAAAACUAUAGAUGAAAAAAUGCCAAAACUAGAAGAAAAAACAGAGCUGACGAGGACCAGUAUAGCAGCUAGGAAGCAAAUUUUGACUAAAGAUGAUGACGAUGGCAAUGUCCCAGGCGAUGAUGAUGAUGCCAGUAAGGAGGAAUCGGUUGUAGAUGAUGACAUACCCGCGAUUCAUAGCAAUGAACGUAUGCAUAAAACCGACUGGUCGGAAGUUCAAAAACACAUGAGUUCCGGUUCUUUAGAUAUAAAUCUCAAAGAACUUAUUAUUGAACUUCAUUCUUUAUUUGUUUUCGACGAUGACGAAUUUGAGCAUUUGUUACAAUAUUUAGCAGAAAGGGGCAGAAGAAAAUGUAAGCAAAGAAUGUUGGAAAUAUUGCAUGCAAAAGGAACGAAGGCAUAUACUAACUUUUUAGUGGCUCUAGAAAGAUGUAAAUGUACGGGGAUUAUAAAAACAUUGGAACUGAACUGUGAUGAUGACGAUGACUAUGUCCCAGGCGAUGAUGAUGAUGCAAGUAAGGAGGAAACGGUUGUAGAUAUCAUACCUGCAUUUCAUAGCAAUGAACGUAUGCAUGAAAAUGACCGGUGGAAAAUUCAAAAACAUAUAAGAUUGCUUUUAAGCAUAGAUCCCAAAGAACUUAUUAUUGAACUUCAUUCAUUAUUUGUUUUCGACGAUGACGAAUUUGAACAUUUGUUAGAGUAUUUAGAAUCAAGGGGUAGAAGAGAAUGUAUGCUAAAACUAUUGGUGAAAUUGUAUAGAAAAGGAAAAAAUUCAUAUGUUAACUUUUUAGUGGCUCUAGAAAGAUGUAACUUUACGGGGAUUAUAAAAACAUUGGAACCAGGCAGUGGAAUAUAUGAGGGUAGAUUUAAAUACAGCGGACACAGGUUCUUUGAAUUGAUAGACAACACGAGUCCUAAAUAUAAAGAAUUUGCAAAAAGAUGUGAAAAGAUUAUUGAAGAUCUAUAUCUGGACCAACCAAAACUAUUUGUGGUGGUAAAGAAAGUAGCGAAAGGCUGUGUUGAAGUGACAUUUCAUCUCAUAUCUCUUGAUUCCAAUAAUGAGGAAGAUUUAAGACGACCACUACAAGACAUGGUAAACAGCGGAUUCAUUGGUACCGAUCCAGUUAAAGCUGAGAGAUUUUAUUUCAGUCAAAUAACAGAUGAGGAGCUCACUUCCGAAAGGGAAUCGAUGAUCCAGAGGAGAAUUAUUGUUCUUGAAAAUGAAAUCGAAACCUUGCAGUUACAAAUACAUGAGCUGCUUAUUGAAAAUACAGCUUUAAAGACAACAUCAGCCAACUCUCAGGAAAUGGAGAAAUACCAAGAAUAUUUAGCUAAAAAAUAUACUGACAAACUUCAAGAUAAAGAACUGAUUAUUUGCCGCUUACAGGAACAACUUGAUCAACAAGCAACAUAUAGCAAUGUAGACAUGGACCGAACAGAUGAUGAACGACUAGAUCAAGAUAAACCCCUGAUAUUAUUACCAAUAGAUGACGAUCUAAAUAAAGACCAGGUGAAUCAUGGAGAAGACAUAUCGGCUAAACAGCAAACAGAAAGAAGAUUAGUACCAGGCAAGAAGGAUAAAACUAAUAAAACAUCAGUUGAAGAAAUGGAAAGUGGUACAGAUAAGGUCUUCACUCUCGAUUUAAUGGAUAAGACCAAUGUACAAAGGGAUGGCAGAACAUGUAAAAGAAAAAGCUCAAACGAGAGUGAUGUUGAAAUGGAACACCUGAUACCAACUAAAAUAGCAAAACUAUCAGUUGAAAGUGAAAGUGAAGAUAUCAAACAAAAACAUGAAAUCCAGAAGAUACAGGACAGAUUAUCUCAAGCUGUUAAUGACAUCAACAUUGAUCUAAUGGAAACCAUAUUAAAAGAACUACAGCCAGAUGACGUCAGAAGACUACAAGACGUCAUUAUAAGUUUAACCUGUCAAUCAUUAGAGAGAAGAUAUUUAUCACUUGUUAAGUGUUUAUUUAAUAAUAUUAUAAUAUUACAAUCUGAUGGUCAACUUGAUAUUAAUUUAAAUAUACAGUUAAUGACAUGUGCUAUAAAAUCAGAUUUUGUUGAAGGUAUUCAGUAUCUCUAUAGUAAGAAAUUAUAUUUACAGGUUGAACAUGACGAUAAAGUAUGGAAUGCUUUGUUAGAAUCUGUUAAGUAUAAUAGUUUCAAUAUUACUAAAUAUCUUUUAACCGUUUCUGAUUUAAAUCUCAAUCCAGACUCUGAUAAAACUAUAUUAAUGUUUGCUAAAUCUGGUCAAAUGUUGUCAAUUCUUUUAAGUAAUGAUCAAAUCAAGAACAUGAUUAAUUAUAAAUCUAAAUAUGGUUACACUGCGUUAUUUUACUGUAUAAAAAACACUGAUAAUGUGGCCGAAUGUUUAAACUGUACUAACAUUCUAACAGAAGCUGGAGCUGAAUUCGACAAGUUCAAUCUAAAUAAAUCAUUAGAAUAUGUUAUUUAUAAGUAUGGUGAUACAAAUACGUGUUUAGAUAUUAUAUUAUUAUUAAUACAACACGGUGCUGACUUAAACAUGGUUGGCGAAUUGGGUAGAUCACCUUUAACAUGUGCGAUAAUACGACAUGGUGAUAAAGAUACGAGUUUAGGUAUUAUAACAUUAUUACUACAACAUGGUGCUGACUUAAACAUGGUUGACGGAUUUGGUAGAUCACCUUUAACAUGUGCUAUAAUACGACAUGGUGAUACAGAUACGAGUUUAGGUAUUAUAACAUUAUUACUACAACACGGUGCUGACUUAAAUAUGGUUGUCGGGGGUCACUCGCCUUUAACAUGUGCUAUAUAUCACCAUGGUGAUAAAGAAACAUGUGUGGGUAUUAUAACUUUAUUAAUACAACAUGGUGCUGACCCUACCCAGAGUGUAAAUACAACAACGCCUUUAAUGUAUGCCUCCCAAUACGCCCACUAUAUAGAUAUUGUUAAAUUAGUGCUUGUAGAUAUUGUUAAUGUAAAUAGAACUAAUGAUCAUGGUUUAUCCGCUUGUAGACAUUGUUUUGUAAAAACGGUGAAAAGUAAAAGAUAUUUUAAAACUACUCUGGCUAUCUUUAAACUUUUAGUCGAGUCUGGUGCUAAUUUGGUUGCUGAUGGACCUGAACUACUGUAUGAUAUUAUGAAAUUCGGCCAAUUAAAUAUUUUUGAGUAUUAUAUAGGAUUAAAGCCAUUAGUGAAUAGUUUUACUGAAACAACAAAUCGAAAUAUUUUUCAUCUUUUGGCUCAAGUGAAAUAUGAGUUUACACCAGAGAAGUUUAAUUGGUUGUUUAAUUCUAAUAUUGAUAUAAAUCAUAAAGAUUCUCUAACUAACACUCCUCUUAUUAUUGGUGCUUUCUUAUUGAACCAUAAAUACCUGGACUUGAUAACAAAAUACGGUCCUACAUGUGAUGUUAAUAUACAGAACAAUAAAGGUCAUACAGCCAUACACAGUGCUGUAAUCGGGUGCCUAAUAUCUAAGUCUAAACUGAAACAAACUGGAAAUUCGAUGGACGAUUCACUGAGUGAACAAUAUGAAACUUUUCAAGAAUGUGUCAAACUUCUACUCGAGACUGGUGGUAAUAUUAAUAGUCAGGACAAUAAUGGAAAAACUGCUUUGAUCUUAGCGGCCAAGAAAAAUAAUAAAUUUAUUAUACAAUUACUACUUGAAUUAGGGUCAAAUAUCAAUAUUUUAGAAACAAAAUAUAACACAUCUGCUUUACAGUUUUUGGAUCUUGAUUAUGGUAGACAUUGUCUAAAAACAUGUUUGAUCAGAGGUGGCCAUAAACUUCUGAAUUUACCAGGACCAGAUGGCAAUACACUGAUACAGCGAGCUUUACUUUUCCCUACCUGUUCUGAUCCAGAGAAAACUGUUGAUGUAAUAAAAUAUUUAGUUGCUGAAAACUGCUGCCUUCAGCAUCUUCAGUCUGUAUCUACUGAACGUAAUUACUACAAUGACGAUGUUCAUUUACAAGAUUUUGACAGUAAAGAGAGAAAUAAACUUAGACAACUACUUUAUCGAAGUGGGGCUCCAGAAGAAGAGAUUGUUUCGACUGUUAAUUUCAAAAUGGAGGAUGAACAAGAUAGACGAACUAGAAUGUUUCAUUCUGCACAAGAUGGACGAGAGGAGAUGUUUCACUCAGAGAACAGGGAGGAAUUCAAGUUUGCAUGUUUUAACCUAUCUCUUGAAGAAAAGUGUAUAAGGGUCAUCAGGCAGAAAUUGGGACUAGAAAUAAAGGAGAAAGUUGAACAACUGCAGUUAGCUAACAGUCUGGCGAAGAAGAUCUUACUGGUUGAUCUUCUUCCUAAAAAAUACUUUAUCCGUUAUUCCAUGGAUGAUUAUCUGGAUGAGGAUAAUAUAAUGGAAGAUGACGAUGGUGAUGACGAUGAUGAUGAUGAUGAUGAUGAUGAUAAUGAUGAUAGCGACAAUGAUUUUGAUGACUGUGAUUACCAAGGUUAUAAUCUGAAAUGACUUGAAGAUGGAGAUGAUGAUGAUAAUGAUGAUAACGAUACUGGCGAUGAUUAUCAUGAUGAUUAGGCUGAUGGUGAUGUUGUUUCUGUAUAGCGACAAUGAUUUUAAUUAUUAUGAUUACCAAGAAAUGAUGAUAGCAUGUGAGGGUGAUACGUAUGUUAGUAAUGGUGAUGACAAUUAGAUGUUGAAGGAUGAAGUUAUUAUAGAUGAGGAUGGUAAAGAUACGGAAGUUAGUGAUGGUGAUGGAUGUUGAAGGAUGGUGCUGUUAUAGAAGAUGAUGAUAAAGAUACGGGUGUUAUUGAUGGUGAUGACAAGAUGGAUGUUGAAGGAUGAUGUUGUUAUAGAUUGGGAAGAUAAAGGUACAGAUGCUAGUGAUGGUGAUGACAAGAUGGAUGUUGAAGGAUGAUGAUGUUAUAGAUGAGGAGAUAUGGAUACAGAUGCUAGUGAUGGUGAUGACAAGAUGGAUGUUGAAGGAUGAUGAUGUUAUAGAUGAGGAGA